Trichoplax adhaerens is the source of this 1659-nucleotide messenger RNA. RefSeq lists its product as uncharacterized. The record is from RefSeq and is a predicted model, not a curated record. Gene Ontology annotation, molecular function: calcium ion binding. Lineage: Eukaryota; Metazoa; Placozoa; Uniplacotomia; Trichoplacea; Trichoplacidae. Bases 1 to 1659 code for a protein of 552 amino acids. The transcript is spliced from 14 exons.
AUGCUAACCAACACUGGACGAUUUAACGAUCGAUCACCGGGAAUUAGACCGGCUGGAAUACUGGUAGCAGCUGGUGAUACUAUCCAAGAUUGUAUACCAAAGGAUAAUCGACCUACGACCCCAGAAAAAAUAAAAACUUUCCGUCAAGCGAUACUACCGGAAAUUGGAAAGUCACGUACCAACAGAACGAAACUAGAUUUGGUGCAACGUGCUGAAAAGAUGAAUCACGGCAUACACACGUCAUCUUCUGAAUCGGCUGCUGGUCUAGUUAAUCCUUAUCCGCAACCUAUCGUUCAACAAAUACUACAAUUCAGGAAAGAAGAUCAAACUUAUUUAAGUAGAAAGACAGCACCUCUGGGUCAUACUACAAGAAUGAAACCAGGCAUGCCAUCAGAUCUUGACCCUGACUCAACAACUUUUGGCAUUAAAGUUGUUAAAGACGAAUAUGCAAGCGAUGCUGUCAAUCCAAAAAAGUCCCCGAAAGAAGUUCAAGAAGAAAGUUUACAAAAUCAUGACAUCUAUCUUAGAAGUCAUGAAGCGUAUGAGCCUGGAGAGCAAAAGAAGCGUAACUACACCUAUGAAAGUUAUAAUAUCAAUAAAUGUUAUGGUGUACCAACACCUCACAGCAAUGCUGGAAUUCAUGUUGGAAAAGCUCUACAUUGGAUUACUGACAAUAAUAAAGGAACAAAAAUUGUACCUAGCCGUGUUGAAGACUUUCAUGAAAAGUUUCAGCCACAACUUGGAAAAGUCCAUGAUCCCAUUUCUGAUUCGAUGAAGGUUCCAGAAGAUCAUAAAUUUGGAGUUAUCGUUAAACAAGACGAAUGCGAUGCUGGUGAUUUAUUACAUGGCAGAGGUCCUAAAGAUUACUUAAGAGGAAAAGAUAGACUGCGUGGAGUUGUUGCUGCAAUUCGACGCCAAUUAAAGGUUUCUAAUUACUACAAUUUUGAAAGUUUGAAAUCAGCGUUCAAUUUCUACGAUAAGGAUGGAUCAGGUUCUAUAGAUAAUGAUGAAAUGAGAGAAAUCUGCAUGAAAUUCAACCUUCCAAUUGAGCGAGAACUGAUGGAGGAAUUGAUAUAUUACUGUGAUGCUAAUAAUGAUGGAGUUAUUGAUUACAAUGAAUUUGCUAAUUUUUUAAAUUGGCAAGAUAAUGAUGUACCAGCUGUUAGUGCUCGUACCGCCAUAAUCGAUAGUAAAGCUAAAAAUUCCGCAUCGCCAGAGAAUGUUUUUAAAUUGCAAAAGCAAAUUGAUAAAUCAGUUGUUGAUAUGAGAUUAUCAUCUCAAGCGAUUAAUGCAGCUGUCGGAACAGUUCCGACUACUGAUUGGCGAAAAUAUGGUGUACCAACUAUUCGAUCCGAUUUACCAGCACCAAGAGUACGUCGAGUAGCAGAUACACAGAAUUAUGGAGAUGAAUCUGAUGCGUAUGGGUUGAUAUGCCCUUCCAACUUUAGUACCAUUGGUGUAUUCGAAAAUGACUUUUUAGUACCUCGUUCACCUGACGAACUCAGAGAUAUUUUUGCAAACAUUGGUUACAAAUUAUCAGAUGAAGAAUUUCAAUAUAUUUUGAAUCAAGCAUCCGCAAUGAAUUCUAAUGGAAAUGUAAGCGUUGACAGCUUUAACAAGUGUCUAAGAGAAUACCUGAAAAUGAAUAGCAGUCGUUGA